Molecule: messenger RNA, 384 nt
Organism: Vollenhovia emeryi
Lineage: Eukaryota; Metazoa; Arthropoda; Insecta; Hymenoptera; Formicidae
Exons: 1
Coding region: 1-384 (127 amino acids)
Source: RefSeq, a predicted model, not a curated record
AUGGGCUCUCCACUAUCACCGAUUAUAGCGGACAUUACUAUGCAGGACCUCGAGAUUAAAGCACUUGAAGCCCUGACGUUUGUUCCACCUUUUUACGUCAGAUAUGUGGACGACAUCGCGAUGUCGGUUCCUUCUUCACAAAAAACUUCCACACUCGAGACAUUUAAUUCUCUCCACAGUAGAAUACAAUUUACUUUAGAAGAAGGAACCGACAAACACUUGAAUUUUCUCGACACCACUAUCAUUGUUAGAGACGACACGAUUGAAUUCGAUUGGUACCACAAACCGACGUUUUCUGGCAGAUACCUCAAUUUCGCGUCGUCUCAUCCGUUGUGUCACAAAAAGGGCACCAUCAAAUGCUUAACCGACCGAGCAAUACUUUAG